GGGACUGUGCUGGGCUGGGGCUGCGGCAGCGACGGGGCGGUGCCUGGACCGGGGAGGGAGAGGGAGAGGGAGAGGGAGAGGGAGAGGGACAAGAUGCUGCCUCUCCGGCCGCUGCCGCCGCUGCUGCUGCUGCUGACUUGUGUCGCCGUCUCGUCGCCGUUCAGGAAGAGCCGUCAGACGGAUUACUGGGGUCCGUGGGGUGAGUGGGGAGAGUGCAGCCAGACCUGUGGUAUUGGUGUCACCGUCCGGGAACGGAGGUGUUUCUCAAACCGGCGAGACGGUGGGAGCAACUGCCUGGGGCCGCUGAGAGAUUACCGAGUUUGCAACGUCCAGGACUGUCCGGAAGGCUCGCGUGAUUUCCGGGAAGAGCAGUGCUCCGCCUUUGAUGGCACCGACUUCCAGGGCAAGCAAUACAAGUGGCUGCCGUACUAUGGAGCCUCCAACAAGUGUGAGCUAAACUGUAUCCCUCGCGGGGAGAACUUCUACUACCGUCACGGGGCGGCAGUCAAAGACGGGACGCUGUGUGAGCCGGGCGGCAGAGACAUCUGUGUGCAGGGGGUGUGCAAGGCGAUGGGUUGUGACAACACGCUGGAAUCGAUACAGACUGAGGACAAGUGUCUGGAGUGCGGGGGAGACGGAAGCUCCUGUUCUAAAGUGAAAGCCACGUUUGACGUUGUAGAUUUACCCAAAGGUUACAAUCAAAUCCACAUCAUUCCCAUCGGGGCCACGAGUAUCCGUAUCCGCGAAGUCCUCCCCACACGGAAUUACCUCGCCGUGAAGAACGUGCGUGGGGAGCAUUAUCUGAACGGCCACUGGACCAUCGACCCCAGCCGGGCCCUACACGUGGCGGGCACCGUCCUGCACUACCAGCGCGGGGCCGAGGGGGACGGGACCCCCGAGACUCUGCACGGCCGAGGACCCACCUCCGAGCCCCUCAUCCUCGAGAUAAUCAGCCAGGAUCCCAACCGUGGCAUCGAGUACGAAUACUACCAGUCGCGGCACGGGGCGCAGCCACAGGGCUACUUCUGGAGCGUCGGAUCCUGGGGUCCCUGCAACAAGGAGUGUGGGGGAGGCUUCCAGACCAGACUGGUGUCGUGCACCAUCGACAAUGAGGCCUACCCCGACUACCUGUGCCUGGGCCACCGCCGGCCCAGAGGCAACCAGACCUGCAACACCCUGCCCUGCCCCCGCACACGCCGGCUGACAUUCAUAAAUCCACCCCGUCCUUGGAAACAGAGGGAGUGCCCAGCGUGGAGAGAGUACAGCUGGCGGUCGGGGCCGUGGAGCGGGUGCUCGGUGAUGUGCGGGGGAGGGGUGCAGACACGGCCGGUGUACUGCGCGACCAUGGACGGGGAGACGGUGGGGGACGAGGAGGAGUGCGCCGCGGUCAGGGACAAGCCCCUCGCCCGCCAGACCUGCAACCCGCUGAAGUGCGCGGAUUGGAGGCCCGGCCCCUGGUCACAGUGCUCAGUGUCGUGUGGCGGGGGCCAUCGUACCCGGGCGGUCCCCUGCGUGUCUUCAUCGGGCGGCCAACAGCCCGACUUCAUGUGCGGCUCCCGGCCCCCACCAGCCGCCUCCGAGCCCUGCGAACAACGUCGCUGCCACGACACCCACUCCUGGUACAUCGGAGCCUGGGGCCCGUGCUCGGUGAGCUGUGGGGAGGGCCUGCAGUCACGGCCAGUCUCCUGCAUGUCACAGCUGGGUGGGCAGCUCCUGGACUCCGCCUGCUCCUCCCAGCCCCGGCCCAGCGCCCGGCAGACCUGCUCCCGCCUCGCCUGCCCCCCCUCCUACUCCUGGCACGUCGGUGCCUGGGGCCUGUGCUCCAAGAGCUGUGCGUCGGGCCGCAGGAAGCGGCAGGUGAUCUGCUACAACCAGGAGCGCAACCACUGGGACCCCCGACAAUGCGACGCCCGCAGACAACCCCGCGACAUGGAGGACUGCAACACACAGUCCUGCUACCUGCCCCAGGCUGUCCCAAGUUUUCCAGAUCCCACGGGAUUUAAUCCGGAUGAGGAGCCGAUGACCUUCCCAUAUGUUGAGUCCCUCCCAGUAUUGGACCCCUACUUCCCGGACUUCCUGCCGGAUCGGACGGAGACAAACCUGCUCCCCGUCGCCUUGCCGCCGCAGGGGUCGGACGUGGCGAGGUUUUACCACCACGUGCCGGAGUCGGACUCCCCACUCUCCGGCCGGUUUGGGCCCGGGGGACGGCAGGAGCUGCUGGGGUCGGAGCGGUGGGACUGCCACACGGAACCUUACGGCUGCUGCCCUGAUGGCUACGCAGCCGCUGAUGGGCCAGGGGGUGCGGGCUGUCCCCUCAUCCCCUGCUACAAGAGCAGGUAUGGCUGCUGUCCGGAUGGAGUGACGUCGGCCCAAGGCUUAAACCAGGCUGGCUGUCCCAGGCACCCGGCUGAGCGGCUCUUCGAGGGGACCGAGCCCUUCUCCGAAUCCAGGGUCGCUGCCCGGAACAGUGCACCAGACCAAUGCCGGGCCUCCAGGUACGGCUGUUGCCAGGAUGAGACCACGUCGGCCCUGGGACCGGAAGGCGAGGGAUGCAGGGAGCAGCUCUCCCACUUGCUCCCGGCCCGGUGCCAGCUGGUGAGCGCCAACGGGCCCUGCAGUGACUGGGUGGCCCGCUGGUUCUUCGUGCCUCAGCCCGGCGCCUGCAACCGCUUCUGGUACGGGGGUUGCCACGGCAACCGCAACAACUUCCCCACGGAGGCCGAGUGCGUGCGGCACUGCCAGACGCCGGACGAGGGGGGGGCUCCCGACCCCCAGCGUUGGAGCCCAUCCAGCGGACGGCACCAACCGCCCAGCAGGGACCCCUCCCCCGCCCCACGGGAAGCGCCCAACCACAGGUUGCAGAUCGACCGGAGUGACGCGGGCACGGUGUCGGUGCGGCCGGGGGAGACGGCUCGGUUACCGUGCCGGGUCCAGGCAUCGCCCCCCCCCAGCGUGGAGUGGCGUAGACACGGCCGGCCCCUGCUCUCCCUCAGGCACAGCAAGCAUCCGGACGGAUGGCUGGUGAUCAGCCGGGUUCAGCCACAAGAUGCCGGAGUGUACACGUGUCACGUGUCGGACGGACGGGAUCAGGACUUCCGUCAAGUUGAGCUGAAGGUCCAAGGAGCGCUGAGGAUCACCACCCCCCCGCGGGACGUGCGAGUGGCUCUCGGAGGGCGUGCCGAGCUGCCCUGUGCGGUGUCCGACCCGCAGGCUCACGUCCGCUGGACAAGGAAUGGCGUCCCACUGAGAGUGGACACAGAGAGCGCCGUCGUCUCCCUGGACGGCACCUUGACUCUGCGUAACGUGCAGCUGGCGGACUCGGGGACGUACACCUGCAACGCCUACAGCGGUUCACGAGCAGUCAGUGCCAGUGCCGACCUGACAGUGACAUCCACAGAGACAGUGAUGCACUCCGCAGCCCCUGAGCCGCUGUGUGUGGACCUGCCGGAGCUGGCAAACUGUGACCUGAUAAUAAAGGCCAACCUGUGCUCCAACCAGUACCACGCCAGCUUCUGCUGCGCAAGCUGCUCCAGACACACGACUGGCGACGGCCCGCUGCAGCAGGGAUAACAGGGCCGUGCAUGGGCAGCUCAGCUCAGCUCGCUGCACGCAGGUCCCCUGCUCUUGCAGUGACAUGCAAAGGUCGACUCCAGAACAUGAAUAAGAGGUGCUGCAAGUAACUUUUGAUAAUUCAUUCCACAGUCAAAGGUGAUCAGCGUUCUCCUAAAUGUACAAGCAGUGAUAUCUAUUUCUUAAAUAUUCAAGAAGCUUGUAUGUAUUUUUUAAGAGAUACUUUUUGUAAAUUUAGAAUUAAACGUUGAUGCAAUCUUUAAUCAGGUGAUUUAGAGUGUACAAUUUUCAAGAAAGGGAGGUUUAGUUUCCUCCAAAGAGAUAUUUUGAUAUUUAUCUGCAUUCGGAAUUUGUGACGGAAGCUGGUAUUUUUACAAGCAGAACGUUGAGAUGUUGGAAACACUCACUGAACUAACAUUGUUGAAUGGACCCAACUGUUGUGAGCAUUGCCACUCCUCCUCUGCACACAAGGAUCAUAUUUUAUAGACAAGAUGUUCAUGUCAAAUUAUAUUGUGUACUCUUUUUAACAUUUCCACGAAUGACAAUUAAAACAACUUAUUUUGAAACAA
This is a messenger RNA of Amblyraja radiata (thorny skate), 4139 nucleotides long. Its product is annotated as papilin. NCBI's taxonomy places the organism in Eukaryota, Metazoa, Chordata, Chondrichthyes, Rajiformes, Rajidae. The transcript has 26 exons. Gene Ontology annotation, biological process: extracellular matrix organization; proteolysis. The record is from RefSeq and is a predicted model, not a curated record. Bases 94 to 3570 code for a protein of 1158 amino acids. Gene Ontology annotation, cellular component: extracellular matrix. Gene Ontology annotation, molecular function: serine-type endopeptidase inhibitor activity; metalloendopeptidase activity.